GUUUCGGUACAACGAAAUCGAUCUUUACGGUAGAAUAAAUUGAUUGGGGUAUCGGUGAAGUGUAACGGUGAGGUGGUGAGACUAUGGUGUGAUUAAGUUCACGAACUAUGCACGAUAUGGAAUUGCACCACAUUGCUCUAGAAAAGAGUGAACAAACGGCUUUGUAGCAUUUGCUCGACGAAUUUACGAUCUCAAGUGUAUCUUUGUGUCAACAUCGAAUAAUUGCAGUGACAUCAACUGAUGGGCGGACGACAAACGAGACGCCACCACGAUCAUCCACGGGCAUUGUUAUCAGCAGCAUCGUAGAAAGACACAAUACAAGCGCAAAGUCCUACUAUCACUUUACCAGAUUUCCCAAAGCCGUGUACUGCACCAUCAUCUUCAUUUGUCUCCCCCGACUUACCAACGCCUCAAGCUUCUUUAAAUCUUCCCGAGCAAAUCCCUCCCGAGAGCGGUAAUUAAGUUAUAAAAGAGACUAAAAGCGUGAAAAUCACUGGCACAUAUGCUGAAAGGGGCGUCAAGUGAAGUGGCUCCAUCCGCGGAAUGCUGUUAUUACCGCAGUAGCGCCUCGGUGGGAUAAAUGAGAAGGAUUAUUACCCCGAAGGAGACCCACACGAAUUGUCAUCGAGAUUGUUUCGGCAGCAGUGAACGAGAUGUGUCAUGUGUGACGUGUGAACGCAGUUUAUGAAACGGUUGACUUGGUGAAUGCUAAUAGGAUUGUUGGCUGCUCGGUCGGAAGAAACAAGCAGUAGGGGGUGAAAAUGGGUCUGGAAAGCAAAUAUCCCGAAAUGGAAGAAAACGGAACAAGUACCAAUUGUGCUGAUGGUGAUGUGAAAGAGCUAAAGUUUUCCGUUAACGAUAGCGAUUUGGGGGAAAAUGAACGAACGGAAAAGUAUGAAAAUUUGAAAAAUAGUGAAAAAACUAAAAAUGGAGCUGAGUUUGAGAAGAUGCUUCCGGACUUUGAGGAUAUGUUUAAGGACAUGCCGCUGACGCAGGACACUACCUGUGGUUUCUGGAUAUUCAAAGGACUGUUUCUACAAAAAUUUGCCAACAAAAAAGCCUACGUGUUCUUGUACGGUGUCGUCGGAUGCAUAUUUUCCGCUACUUAUGCGUACUUCAACGGUACAAUAACAACCUUAGAGAAGCGAUAUAAAAUUCCUAGUAAAAAUACCGGCAUUAUCUCGGUCGGAAACGACAUCAGUUCGUUGUUUCUGUCAGCCAUUCUCAGUUACUAUGCUGGCAAGGGUCACCGGCCUCGGUGGAUAGCAUUCGGUUUGUUCACCAUAGUGUUGUUCUGUUGGCUGAAUGCAGUUCCCCAUCUGUUGUACGGUCCGGGCGAAGCAGCCCUUUUGUUGACCACAGAACACGGAGCCAGCUAUGACGAGGACCAGAUCAAGGAAGUGUUCGAAGCGCAGAAAGCGAAAACGCUGUGCCGGGGCAAUGGUACUCGAGGCGCCGAAUGCGAAGUGGAAGAAGGCAACAUGGCCCCACAGGUUGUGCUGUUCGUGGCGCAGUUCAUUUCCGGCAUUGGAAGCUCGCUGUAUUACACUUUGGGUGUUUCAUACAUGGAUGAUAAUAUCAAAAAAUCGAAAACUCCAGCACUGGUUAGUGUGUCGUAUUUCCUGAGAAUGCUGGGCCCCGCCAUUGGUUACACGUUGGCAUCCUAUUGCUUGAAGUUGUACAUUUCACCAUCAAUGACUCCAACGAUCACAAAUAAUGAUCCUCGAUGGUUGGGAGCUUGGUGGCUUGGAUGGCUGGUGCUAGGAUUAGUUCUGGCGUUCUUCGCAUUGUUCAUUGGGAUGUUCCCGAAACAACUACCAAGAGCAGCCAUAAGAAAACGAAUAGCCACCGAGAAACAAAAACUUGGGAUGAAGUUAAGCGAAGUUAAGAAAGAGAAUGAAUUGCCGGCAUCAUUCAAAGACAUGAUGAUAACCUUUAAACGGUUACUGAAGAAUAAAAUUCUGAUGUUGAACAACAUUGCUUCAGUAUUCUACUUCUUUGGGUUCAUGCCAUACUGGAUAUUCACACCGAAGUACAUCGAGACCCAAUACAAACAAUCGGCUUCUACAUCCAGUUUGGUAACUGGUACAGUGGCACUGGCAUUCUCCGCUAUUGGAGUAUUGCUGUCAGGAAUCGUAAUUUCAAAGUACAAACCAAGAGCUCGAUACAUGGCAGCCUGGAACGUUUUGGUGGGACUACUUUCCGUAAUGGGCAUGGUAACUUAUGCGUUCUUGGGAUGUACAGCUGCUGAAAAUUCCGUUAUAGUAAAUCAUGCGUCCAGCACCGAUUUAAUCCCUACCUGUAAUUCCAACUGCCAAUGUGAUUAUGUGAAGUACUCACCGAUCUGCGGAGAGGAUGGCAACACAUAUAUUUCUGCGUGUCAUGCCGGUUGCAAACAGCAGUAUCAAAAUGGGGAUCUCAAGGUUUACGACGACUGCUCUUGCAUUUCUGGAAGAAACUAUUCCACCGCGAAUCCAGUGCUCGAGAGGUUACUGACAGCAAAUAGCUCAAUAGACAGUUCAUAUUCCCUCACGUAUAGUCAGUUGGCUGCUCGGGGAGGUAAAGCCCUGGCUGGACCAUGCCCAUUGAACUGUCAGAAAGAAUUCAUCACCUUCCUGGUGGUGAUGUGUUUCCUGAAAUUUUCCGGUGCCACCGGUCGGGCCAGUAACUUCUUGGUAUCGGUGCGAUGUGUCGACGAAAAGGAUAAAACCGUUUCGAUGGGAUUCGGUAUGAUGCUCCUAAGUUUGCUAUCUUUCAUACCGAGUCCGAUCUUUUUCGGGCUGGUACUGGAUAAGACCUGCCUGGUAUGGGGAAAAACAUGCUCUGGAAAAGGCAACUGCUGGUUGUAUGAUGGAGAAUCGUUGAGGUACCUCAUGAACUUCAUUGCUGCUGCAUUUGUUCUGGCUGGAACCCUAGUGGAUUGCGGUGUAUGGUAUUAUGUGAAAGAUCUGAAAAUAUUUGACGACGAAGUCAAAGACAAGGAAAUUGCUCUUGCUGAGAAGGAAGAAGAAAUCACAACUGACCGGCCAUCAUAGCAGUGUGCAAAUACGAUCUGUUAGUGUGUAAUUUUGGGAACAUUCCAAAAAAUUGUUUGUACAUUAAAUUAAAGUAAAUAAAUUUAGAUGACAUCAUCUCACG
Messenger RNA from Aedes albopictus (Asian tiger mosquito), 3138 nucleotides. Its product is annotated as solute carrier organic anion transporter family member 74D-like. The record is from RefSeq and is a predicted model, not a curated record. The transcript has 9 exons. NCBI's taxonomy places the organism in Eukaryota, Metazoa, Arthropoda, Insecta, Diptera, Culicidae. Bases 762 to 3035 code for a protein of 757 amino acids. Gene Ontology annotation, cellular component: plasma membrane. Gene Ontology annotation, molecular function: protein binding. Gene Ontology annotation, biological process: sodium-independent organic anion transport; transmembrane transport.